Messenger RNA from Nematostella vectensis (starlet sea anemone), 888 nucleotides. Its product is annotated as PITH domain-containing protein 1. The transcript has a single exon. The coding region runs from base 28 to 663 and encodes 211 amino acids. The record is from RefSeq and is a predicted model, not a curated record. Lineage: Eukaryota; Metazoa; Cnidaria; Anthozoa; Actiniaria; Edwardsiidae. Gene Ontology annotation, cellular component: nucleus.
AGAUUGCUAGAACCUCCUUUUUCCAAGAUGGCGGGUUGUGGUGGCCAUGGUCAUUCCCACAAUCACGGUCAUUCUUGCCAACACGAGGACCCAAACGAGCGAGGAAACCAGUUCAGCCUUUACCAAAAGAUAGACCUUUUCAGGCUUCAAUGCUUAAACGAAGCCGAGGAAGGGAGUGGCAAGGAUGUCUUCAAAUCGUGGGACGAAAGACUCGACACGACAAAGUUUGUUGAAAGCGAUGUGGACGAGGAAUUGCUUUUCAACAUUCCUUUCACUGGAUCUGUUAAACUAAAGGCUUUGAUUGUUAUUGGUGGAGAAGGCGGGGAACAUCCUUCAGAAGUUAAACUUUUCAAAAACCGCCCAGCAAUGACAUUUGACGAUGCUGGAAGCGAAGCAGAGCAGAGCUUUGAGCUACAUGAGGAUAGGAAUGGUUCUCUAGAGUAUGCCACUAAAAUUGCUAGAUUUUCUAGUGUCAAUCAUUUGUCGUUGUAUUUCCCCAAGAAUUUCGGUGCAGAGACAACCAAGAUCUAUUAUAUAGGUCUGAAGGGAGAGUUUAGCGAAGCACAUAGGCAUGAGGUCACGGUUUGUAAUUAUGAGGCCAGAGCCAAUCCUGCAGAUCACAAAGCUAACGCUCUAGAAGAUGUCCAUCACUUUAUCCAGUAGUAGUCUAAAGAAGGAGUGACUUUCCUUGGUCGGACGUAAAAAGUAGACUGUGUUGUCAAUUUAAUGCUUUGGAAUAUAGAUACAGUUAUAGGUGCAUGUGGUUUUAUAAGAUGUUUCUGUGACAUCCAGUAUAGUACCCUUAACUAGAAAAUAGAAAAUGUCUGAUUGGGAUGUCCUUAAAGUGUACUGACAGCUAUAAUAUAAAAUUAAAAGCUUUGAUCGUUA